Amborella trichopoda is the source of this 4314-nucleotide messenger RNA. RefSeq names its product NF-X-like 1 (gene NFXL1). Lineage: Eukaryota; Viridiplantae; Streptophyta; Magnoliopsida; Amborellales; Amborellaceae. Gene Ontology annotation, biological process: regulation of DNA-templated transcription. Gene Ontology annotation, cellular component: nucleus. Gene Ontology annotation, molecular function: DNA-binding transcription factor activity, RNA polymerase II-specific; zinc ion binding; RNA polymerase II transcription regulatory region sequence-specific DNA binding. The record is from RefSeq and is a predicted model, not a curated record.
CCUCUAUCUUCCAUAUUUUCUCUCUCUUCCGUUUCCUCUUAUUCUCUCUCCUCUUCUCUUCUCCCUUCUCUCUUCCAUAUUUUGUCUCCGUCCUCGCUCUUCCACAUUUUUUCUAUCUCCUCUCUCUUCCGUAUUUCCACAUUUGUCGUUGGCAGGUGUCUCUCUCUACCCUUUUGUAUUUCUUAUCUUGUUAUUCUCUCUCUUCCCAUUUCUGUGUUCCUUUCUCUCUCUCUCCACUUUUUUUUUCAAGAUUCAUCCGUCUCUUUUAGGGCCUCCUUUCCUGGUUUCGACGAGGAUGAGCCCCGGAGUCGGAAGCAGAAAUGAAGGGAGGGGCUGGCGCGGGGAAUGGGUCCCAAGAACCAGAAACCCUAACCCAAGCCCUAGCCCUAGCCCUAGCUCUGAAACCAGAAACCCUGAAUCAGUUUUAAAUUUGAUCAGCACGAGAGAGUACGCUGGUUCUGAUCGAUUCGGUUUUGGAAACUCAACAGGGUAUCAGAGUUCUGAUAGAUUUGAUGUGAGGAACUUGAGAAAUCAGGUGAAUCCUGAUCGACUUGAUGCCAGAAACUCGAGAAACUACCGGAAUUCUGAUCGUUUUGAUUUGAGAAUUUCAAGAGAUCGCCCUAAUUCUGAUCGAUCUGAUACCAGAAACUCAAGGGAUUACCAGAAUCCAAACCAAGUUAAUUCUGGGAGCCCUAGAAUAGGUGAUCAGACUGGUGGUGCUUCUGCUCCAGUGGUUUACUCUGGUGGUUCAGAUUUAGGGUUUGAAUCAAGACGUGUCCAAUGUGAUAGUUCCAUUCGUGGUCAACAGAGAGGUGAUUUUGCAAGAGAAUGUGUGGAGAGGGGCGUACUUGGUGUUAAUCCUUCUGGUUCUCAUCCCAGAGUACAUGGAAACAGCAGAUUCAGGCAAAGCAGUGGAGGAUUUUCAAAGGAGCUAGAGAGAGAAAGGCGCACAGCUCAUGGAGGCAGGAAGGAUGUAGAGAGACAAAGGCAGAUAGAGAAAGGAAGAUCACAUGAACUGACCAUCUCUCAUGUCCCUCAACUGGUGCAAGAGAUACAAGAGAAGCUCACCAAAGGUGCAAUUGAAUGCAUGAUAUGCUUCGAUGUGGUUGGAAGGUCAGCUUCAAUCUGGUCUUGUGGUAGUUGCUUCUCUAUCUUUCAUCUCAACUGUGUGAAAAAGUGGGCAAAAGCUCCUACAUCUGUUGAUUUAUCAGUCGAAACAACGCAAGGAUCGAACUGGAGAUGCCCUGGGUGCCAAUCUGUUCAAAUGGCCACGCCUGAAGAGCUAAGAUACACUUGUUUUUGUGGUAAAAGGAGAGAUCCACCUUCUGAUUUCUACCUAACUCCUCACUCUUGUGGAGAACCAUGUGGAAAAGCCCUUGAUAAAAUCCCAAACCCUCUAUGUCCUCACCUCUGUGUUCUUCAAUGUCACCCUGGACCUUGCCCUCCUUGUAAAGCCUUUGCUCCUCCUCAGCCAUGCCCAUGUGGAAAGACAACUCUAACAAGGAGGUGCUCUGAUAGAAAGUCGGUGCCUUCGUGUGGGCAACCAUGUGGUAAGCUUCUGGGGUGUGGGCGGCAUUACUGUGAAGAAGCUUGCCAUGUUGGGCCCUGCAAUUCUUGUGAGUUUUUGCUUAAUGCCUUGUGUUUUUGUGGAAAGAAGGAGCAUGCUCUCCUUUGUGGAGAGAUGGGGAUUAAGGGUGAGUUGGGUUCUUUUUCGGGGAUCUUUUCUUGUGGGGGUUUGUGUAGAAAGCUGCUUUCUUGUGGAAACCAUCAGUGUGAGAAGAGUUGCCAUCCAGGAGAGUGUGGGGAAUGUGAAUUGGUGCCAUGGAAGAUGAAGACUUGCCCUUGUGGAAAGACCCAAUUGCUGAAUACUCGAAAGAGUUGCUUGGAUCCUAUACUAACCUGCUCAAAAGCUUGUGAAAGGACAUUGCCUUGUGGCCAUCACUCUUGUGAGGCCUCAUGCCAUGAAGGGGCAUGCCCACCUUGCCAAAUACUGGUUACCCAAAAAUGUCGGUGUGGGUCUUCAUCUAGAACAGUUCCUUGCUACAAAACCAUGAUACCAUCUGAUCAAGAUGGUUUCCUUUGCGACAAAAGUUGUGGGCAUAAGAAGAAUUGUGGUAGACACAGGUGCAAUGAGAGGUGUUGCCCUCUCUCAAAUCCAAAGGGUCGAGAAGAGCCUUAUUCCUUCGAUUGGGACCCCCAUUUGUGCCAAAUGAUUUGUGGCAAAAAGCUUAGGUGUGGGCAACACACCUGUGGUAUUCUAUGUCAUAGUGGCCAUUGCCCACCUUGCCUUGAAACUAUAUUCACUGAUCUCUCUUGUGCAUGUGGAAAGACCUCCAUAUCCCCUCCGGUGCCCUGUGGUACCCUGCCACCCUCUUGCCAACACCCAUGUUCAGUGCCCCAACCGUGUGGCCACCCUGCCUCUCAUAGUUGUCAUUUUGGUGACUGCCCUCCAUGCACUGUACCCAUAGCAAAGGAAUGUGUAGGGGGGCACCUGGUACUAAGAAACAUACCAUGUGGAUCUCGUGAUAUUCGAUGCAAUAAGCUUUGUGGAAAGACUAGGCAAUGUGGCAUGCACGCUUGUGCAAGAACUUGUCAUCCUUCCCCUUGCGAUCCACCUCCUUCCGGUGAUUCACUCUCUGGGGUUUCGGGUGAUUUGUUCUCUAGGAGAUCUUGUGGGCAAGUGUGUGGGGCUCCUAGGAGAGAUUGCAGGCACACAUGUGCUGCUGAGUGCCAUCCUGGUCAGCUUUGCCCCGAUCAAAGAUGCAAUUUUCAGGUGACCAUCACUUGUAACUGUGGUAGAAUUUCAUCUUCUGUUCCUUGUAGUGCAGGUGGUAGUUCAGUUUAUGUUGAUACUGUCUAUGAAGCCUCUGUAGCCGAAAAGUUGCCUGUUCCCCUUCAACCCAUUGAUAGUUCUACCAGCUCUGGUAGGGUACCUCUUGGGCAAAGGAAGUUCAUUUGUGAUGACGAAUGUGCAAAAUUAGAGAGAAAGAGGGUUUUGGCUGAUGCUUUUGAGAUAUCAACAAAUGUUGAUGCACUUCAUUUUGGUGAGAGUGCAGCCGUUUCAGAGUACCUUACAGAUUUGAUGAGGAGAGAUCCGAAGUGGGUCAUGGCCAUAGAGGAGAGAUGCAAGUAUUUGGUGUUGGGUAAGGGCAAAGGGAGCCCAAAUAGCAUUAGAGUGCAUGUUUUUUGUGCUGCCCCAAAGGAGAAAAGGGAUGCAAUUAGGCAAAUCGCGGAGAGAUGGAAACUUAGCAUCCACGCUGCUGGAUGGGAACCACGUCGAUUCCUCGUGGUACAUGUAACUCCAAAAUCUAAGCCUCCAGCUCGGAUUCUAGGUUUUAGAGGGGGAUCUGUCCCUGCUGCAAUAGGGCAACAAGCCCCACCCUUUGAUUCAUCAAUAGACAUGGACCCAAGGCUUGUGGUUGCGUUGUUUGAUUUACCAAGGGAUUCAGAUGUAAGUGCUCUGAUACUUAGGUUUGGUGGAGAAUGCGAGCUUGUGUGGUUGAACGAUAGGAAUGCUUUAGCUGUUUUUGGUGAACCUGCAAGAGCAGCGACUGCUCUUAGGCGCCUAGACCACGGUUCAGCCUACAUUGGAGCUGUGGUUUUGCAAAAUGUUGGUUCUUUGAGUUUGAACGCUUGGGGGGUUCGGGACGGUGGAAACUUUGGGGUUAAGGCCAAUGCUUGGAAGAAGGCUGUUCCAGAAACAGGGUGGUUGGAAGAUUCAUGGGGUGAGGAGUGGUCUAGUGGUGAAGCUUCUCAGCCUGGAUGGAAAACUAAGGAGAAACCGAUCAUGGCCUCGAGGAAUCCAUGGAAUGUGCUUGAUAAGGAGGUUGGUAGUUCACAGAGGAGUAGCUUGGUUCCACAAAUUUCUGAAAGUUCUCAGAUUUCUGAGAGUAAGGCAGAGGCUUCUUUGAGUUUGAGUUUGAGUGGAGUGAGUCAUACUGGGCAAAGUAAUGGGGGGGAGCCUGAGGAGGUGGAGGACUGGGAGAAAGCUUAUGAGUGAGGAUGUGUUACAUGUAAUGGCCUGUGGGUCUCAAAUUUUCCCGAAGUUGUGUUUCUUAUCAGCAUCCCUGUAAUUUUGUCCUUCGAGGGGUUCUUUUUUCUAUUUUUUUGUUGUUGCUGAAACUCAGAAUAUAUACUCUUUUUUUCUUUUGGGGGAGGCUCAUCUCAGCAUACAAGCUAUGUUAGCAUGAACAGUCAAUCUCUCUUCAAUUAGAGGAGAUGAAGGUACUACAUUUGUAUUGUGAUCAUAUGAUGUCAAAGCGUAUUAUACCAAUUAAAAAAAAAAGGCAUAUUAUGCCAUGUAGAUGGAAGGAA